GAGGAGGCAGGCGGGCGGGCCGACGGACGGAGGGCCCCGGGCUGGGGGCGGGGUGUCGCCGUUGAGAGGGCGAUGGACGAAUUCCUCUGAGGAAGAUGGCGGCUGUCAGCUUGCGGGUGGGGGAUCUGGUCUGGGGCAAACUGGGUCGAUAUCCACCCUGGCCAGGAAAGAUUGUUCAUCCACCCAAAGAUCUCAAGAAACCACGGGGGAAAAAAUGCUUCUUUGUGAAAUUCUUUGGAACUGAAGACCAUGCGUGGAUCAAAGUAGACCAACUUAAAUCCUAUCACCUUCACAAGGAGGAAAUGAUAAAAUCUACCAAAGGGAAACGCUUUCAACAGGCAGUGGAUGCAGUUGAGGAAUUUAUUAAAUCAAAGGUAUCUGCUCUUGCCUCAUCAGAAGAUAAAAACAGGCACUUUUCAUCUGACAGUAAAAGACAGAAUUUCUCCGCAACAGAAAUUUCAGAGCACAGUACAAGGAAAAGGGGUCGGCCACCAAAGGAGGAAAAGGAUGCUUUCCCUGAGCCAUCCACAGUGAAAAGAUUGGUUACGGGUCCAGUCGCAGGAUACAAAUGGAAGCAAGUAAAGGACGACCCUCACUUUCAUCACUUUCUGCUCAGUCAGUCUGAGAAGUCGGGGUCAUGUUCUGCUAUCAUUCAAAAGCUGAAGACGACUGCUGAAGAGGAAGCAGAGUCAACAUCCAUUCAGGCAGCUGACAGUACAGCAACCAAUGGUAGUGUGACUCCGACAGACAAAAGGAUAGGAUUUCUUGGUCUAGGCUUAAUGGGAAGUGGAAUAGUUGCAAAUCUCUUGAAAAUGGGACACACUGUUACAGUGUGGAAUCGCACAGGAGAAAAGUGCGACCGUUUUCUUCAGGAGGGGGCACGUUUAGGACGUACUCCAGCAGAGGUGGUUUCUAUGUGUGAUAUCACACUCUCCUGCAUUUCUGACCCAAAGGCAGCUAAAGACCUGGUUCUGGGUCCCAGUGGGGUACUGCAAGGGAUUCGACCAGGCAAGUGUUAUGUUGACAUGUCCACAGUGGAUCCUGAGACAUCCAUAGAAAUCUCACAGGUGAUCACUUCCAGAGGGGGUCGGUUUCUCGAAGCACCAGUCUCUGGCAAUCGGCAACUUUCAGAAAAUGGAAUGCUGGUGAUCCUUGCUGCUGGAGAUAAAGCUUUAUUUGAUGAAUGUAGUAGCUGUUUUCAGGCCAUGGGGAAGAAGUCAUUCUAUUUGGGUGAGGUGGGCAAUGCUUCAAAGAUGAUGCUGAUUGUAAAUAUGAUCCUCGGCAGUUUCAUGGCUUCUCUAGCAGAAGGAUUCACGUUGGCUAAAAUAGCAAGUCAAUCACAAGACGUAUUGCUUUACAUCUUGAGUCAGGGACCUUUGGCAAGUUCGUUUUUGGAUCAGAAGUGCCAAAAUAUUUUGCAGGGAAACUUCAAGCCUGACUUCUUGUUGAAACACAUACAAAAGGACCUCAGGUUAGCUAUUGCUAUGGGUGAUUCUGUCAAUCAUUCAACUCCAAUGGCGGCUGCAGCCAAUGAAGUGUUUAAGAAAGCAAAGGCAUUGGACCAGUCUGAAAAUGAUAUGUCUGCAGUAUACCUUGCCUGCAACCAGUGAUCACUGCAAUGUUUUAAUUGUUUCUUUUUAAAUUUGGGGCCAUUUAUUUUGGUUUGUGUUUCCAUCAUCAGUAACAGCUGUCAUCUGCCCCAGUGGCCAUUGUAGAUUGAAUUCCUCCGAUGAUUGAGGAUGAUAAUGGCCCUUAUCUCACCGAAUCCCAUUAAUACAUUGGCACAUGGCAUCUCUGAGACUGUGAAUUAAGCAUGUGCCAACCAGCUGCUGCUUUCCUUUCGGUUAUAAUUUUGCUAGGAUGGUGUUGAGAAGUUUACUUAUUGAAAGAUGGGUUGUUGACAAAGGUAUAUGCUAGUGUUAACCCUUUGUAAUUUUUUUAAAAACUGGUUUAGUUAAGUACCUCCAGAUGUGGUAACUGCUGAUACAAACCUAUGUCUGGUAGUUCCAGUCACCAGAUUAACACUGUUGUAUUGCCAAUUCAUGAAUAAUAAAUCUACAAGAUCCAUGAAGUGAUUGCCGGUACUGGUGAAAAAUGUGGGAUGCACUAACAGCUUGAGGCCUGUACUGUAAUGAUAUUGCAGUAAAUUUUAUAUUCUGGUUGUCUUAGUGAUGCCAGCGUGGGUUGUCCGUAUGUAUAUCAGAAUGUCUGAUAUUCUAUUCUGUACAAAAUGAAACAUUUUUCUAAACUGGUAUCCUGCUUUGUAUUUCUCAUGUGGUUUGUACUGGAGGGGAAAGGAUUUGCUCAGGCAGGUAGAGAGAAGUAAAACACACAUGACACUGGAAGAAAAUCUGCACUGUUUCUGGAGCUUGGGUGCAGGCUUUGUCUUGGAAGUUCAAAAAAUUUGUAAUUUUUUUGUGACUCUAAUUUACCAUCUCGUAAAAUGGUUGUCGCUUUGUUUCUGAUUCAACAGGGUUUUUAAUGUUUUUUGUGAUCAGAAUGACCUCAGGUUUUUUUUUCUUGAUUUCCAAUAUUUUGGGACCCUUGAAGUAUAUUGCAGUAUUAAACCAACAAUAUAUGCUGAGAGAAUGGAGUAAAUUCCUCUCUGUGUAUAACUUGCUCCCAAGCCAAUUCUUUACAUUUUCCACUUUGUCAUUUCUGUAUUGUACAUGAAAGUACUCAACCUAUAUUUAUAGUAGGUUUUUCUCUUCCCCCCCCCCCCCACUUAAAUCUUGUACUUAACUAACCUUGCUUGGUUUGAGAAGUUUGUUUCCUAUGCCCACAGAUGUAUUUAAAAAUACAAUAAUGCAAAUCUGUCAAGUACUUCAGCCCGUAAUCCUCCUGGGUCUCCUUGGAAAUGUAAAUCAGACACAAUACCAGUUACUUUUAUUGCUUUAACAUUAUUGAUACCUUUUUAUUGUUGCAUGGAGUAGGUGUGGAAUGUAAUCUUGGUCACUUUACUUUGUAAGGCAUGUGCUCACUUUUGGCUACACCAAAGCAUGAUGGUCAAAUGUUUAACACGACCAUGUCAAAUCUGUUGAACCUGAAGGUGGGUCAAAUUCCAUUAAGCAGCUUUUAAUAUGUGUAAGAAUGGCCAAAUUUGAUUGAGGUUGGUCCUUACAUUUCUAACUAGAACAAGGGACACAAAUUAAAACUUGAUCUAAAAUGCAUGCAGAGCAUAGCAUAGCCAUGACUCUUAGCAGCCCAUUAUUCAGAUUAUGCCUUUGUUACUGUGGUUUACUACGCUGUCUGUGAAUUCAUUUGCUGAAGAUAUCAGUUGCAAUCCAGCAAGAAUAACUAUUGCCUUUGUUUGAACUCUUCCGUGUAUGCUCUGACAUAAAUAUCUGCCCUCACAUACAGUGAAAAUGAAAUCUGUUCACAAGUAGAAUGCUUAAACAAAAUAUACAAAUGGCCUCUCAGAACCAGUCUCCAUUUCAAGACUGACUUCUGCCACUUUAUCAAAGUUCAAAACCCUCAAGGUCAAUAUGUUGUAUUCCAAAGUUGUGCAGGUUGUGGUGCAUAUAAAAGUUGAUGCUUACCUCAAUAAUUGUGGGUUUGAGUUCCUGUAAGUGCUGCUAAUUUGUCUGACCAAAUAUAUAAACAGCAGAAUCAUCUUCAGGUGGCAAAUUGUGCACCUCUGUAUUUAGUAGAAGGAAUGAGACGAUGGUGUAGUUAACCAGUUGGGAGACUAUAUUAGGUCAGUUGCUCAAGGUAGGUGUUUUUUUAAUGGUAAAAUGCCAAGGCUGUAGUUAUAAAAUGAGGCUGUCCCCCUCCACCCCCCAGCAUCUGUGUUGACUAUUAUUUUGGCUUAACCAUUUUUUGUAUGAAUUCUGACAAGACUUUGAAGUGAUUCCUGUAAUUGGUAAUUUGAAAACUUAAAUCUAAUUUGAAUUUAUCAAAAAUGUUGGUUUACAAUUGCUAACAAUAUUUUACACCUUUCUUCUAUUUGUUGUAACUUAACUUUCAGAAGGAGAACUUAUUUAUGAUUUAAUUGAUGAUUCCUGAAUUAUUUUCUUGCAUGAAACCAUUAAUGUGCUUCUUCAUUGCAUUAAAGGUUUGUUUGCUUGAUUAUUCAAACCGUUACAUUGCAAUGCACAGAGUGGCCUAUAUCUGUGAUAGAGUACCUGUUGCUAGUUUCAAAAAAAACCUGUGCUAUGUCCAUUUUUUAAAAUUAAAACUCUGUAAAUACUGCAUCUACUGCUGAGAUACACUCCAAAUACAGUAAUAUCAUUCAUGUUCACCUGUUAUAAACAUUUAUUGGAUAGAAUUGGUAUCAAGGUUAUUCUGUAUAAAUCUAGAAUUUCACUCAUAAGAAAAACACCAAAUAAUUUAUAACAUUGUCACUGGCUAACUCACUGCGAAGAUCUUCAGUAAAUUAUGACAGAUAAAGAACACUUGUGUACACAAACUACUGUGGUAUUUCUGUGAAUUUAUUGUACUUUUUUUCUUGCUCAACGUAGCCUGAAUUCAGAAUUGCAUCCAAAUUACACAAUAUUGUCAUUGCAUUUUUAUAGCUUACAGUAUUUCAUUUUCAGAUCAAUAUUGCAGAAAUUGGCUACUAUUUUUACGGAUCCAUAACAAUUAUUUUGUUAUGUACAAAAUUGUAUACAAUUUGUCAAAUUGAGUAUUUGGAAGUGUAGUGAAUAUUUUUUUUAAAAUGUAUCAAGUUCAGUUUAGCUCCGUCAAUAAAUGCUGUUAUUG
This is a messenger RNA of Stegostoma tigrinum, 4701 nucleotides long. It is a transcript of the gene glyr1, whose product is annotated as glyoxylate reductase 1 homolog (Arabidopsis). The record is from RefSeq and is a predicted model, not a curated record. The transcript is spliced from 16 exons. The coding region runs from base 96 to 1610 and encodes 504 amino acids. Gene Ontology annotation, molecular function: oxidoreductase activity, acting on the CH-OH group of donors, NAD or NADP as acceptor; NADP binding; NAD binding. Lineage: Eukaryota; Metazoa; Chordata; Chondrichthyes; Orectolobiformes; Stegostomatidae.